Molecule: messenger RNA, 1038 nt
Organism: Hordeum vulgare subsp. vulgare (domesticated barley)
Lineage: Eukaryota; Viridiplantae; Streptophyta; Magnoliopsida; Poales; Poaceae
Exons: 3
Coding region: 129-779 (216 amino acids)
Source: RefSeq, a predicted model, not a curated record
CGCAGGAGUCCGCGCCAGCAGCAGCAGCAAGCAGAGCCGAAGCAACCAGAGUGUUCGCCAUCGUUCCUCUCCCUCGCCCCCAUCGUACCAGCUGCGCGCGCGCGAGCAUCGAACAAGAAUCGCCGCCGAUGCCUACGGCGCCGCCGCUCCGGACUCUGCACCUGCGCCGGUCUCCCUCGCCGCCCGACGCCGCGCCAGAGUCGGCGGCGAUCGUGGUCGACGGAGGCGGCGGGGUGGACCUCGCCCGCGUGGGCCUAGCGCUGGGGCUGGACCCCGCCAGCGUCCGCCUCAACGGCUACUUCGUCAGCCGCGGCCCCGGCCACGUCUCCACGGCGGUCACCUGGGGCGCGCUCCUCGCCUUCUUCGCCGCGCGCGGGCUCCCCGCCGGCGCCGACCCCGCCGCGCCCGUCGCCGUCCGCGGCAGGCCCGCGCCUCCGCCCCCACGCCCAGAUCCUGGAGUUCUUCAGUCCUCGAAGCGAAAGUCUGGGUUGGAGACAGAAAAUUGUUCCAAGAAGAGCAAGCUCCAACACAACGGCUCAGCACUUUCAAAAUCUAGUGAGGAGCUACUUAGUGAUGAGAUCACCCUUGGUUUGAAGAGAAGGCUCAGAUUGGACGACAUGACUCCAUCUAAGAGGAUCAAAGAAGUAGACUACACAGCAGUCAAUGGAGCAGAAACACAGCAGCCAGUUAAAUUCUCCUGCAGCUUCAUCAACGGGCACGGAAAGCGGCCACGAGAUGAGGAGAUGGUCACCUCACUCCCAUGCAAGAGAGUCCGGUGAUGCCGAUCUAUCCUGUAGACUGAGAUUUUUGUGUCACAAAUCCUGUUAUCCGAAACAACCGGCAGAGCUAAGAUGAUGAACUGACAUGGCUAAGAGAGGCUUAAAGACAUGGAGCCAUAGUUUCAGGUUUGUAUCAAGUGCCAGUUGCAACAGUUGUACAGUUUAGUACUUAUUUCUUGUGUACAUCGGUAUGUUUGAUAUGAUGCCAGAAAACAUGCUAAUGGUGGUCAAACAUGAUGGAAUCAGUGCAAAAUACUAA